CUGGCAGCUUUGUGCACACAUCAUGCGUGGAGAGGACUGCGGGGAAUGAGGAUGACAGCGAACAGCGACUUUUAUAAAUAAAGCGCCCACAGCUGCACGGACUGGUACUGUGUGUCUUUUAGACUUUGUUUAAUGUUCCAGCUGGGAGCAACCGCGGUUCAUUGCAGUACUGUAUGCAACACAGGACGAGUCCUCUCUUGCAUUUCUUUGUGUGUGUGUAUAAUUAGUGUAUAAUUACAGUGCAAUUUUACUGCAGAGAGGAGAGAAAACCGGUCAGAGGAGAGAAAACCGGUCGGAGGAGGUGAACGGGUUCGGGCCUCGACUGGAGGAGCUGGUGUGACGUAGCCGUCCACCAACACAUAGACACACACACCGGCUGCUGCUGCGCCUGCCAGAAUCCCAAUGUGGGGAAAUGACCGCGAGUGACCUCAAAGGAAACACUGUGUUUUAGCGACUGCUUGCAUUUACAUCGUAUACUACAUUAAAGUAAAAUUUACGUGAAAUUUUAGCUUGAUACUUUAAAAUACGUUACAUUACGGAAAAGGAUAAGGUUAGCUGGUCGCGCGACUGUCUCACUAGCUUGCAAGCAGCGGGGCUAACAUUAGCUAGCUAAGCUAAAGUAGCCCGGUUUCUCAUUGCUAGCGGUCGGGGUUUUACAUUUUUUUCUCCUGCAGAUGCUAAGCUAAGCUAGGCUAGGCUAGGUUAGCUGCUGCCAUGGAUAAAGCAAAGUCAAUGAUGGACAAGAAAGGAGGGUCGGGACCCUUUCAUGUCAACAACGGACAGAGCCAGAGGGGGUUCAACGGCCCCGUCGCUGUGGCCGCUAACGGCAGCUGUUGCAGCAGCAAUUCAUUCGGCUCGAGCAACGGACCCAACAGCAGCACGUUUGAGAACAUGCAUCUUCUGCACCGCGGGGACGAUGCGGAGUGCUACGGGUCCCCGGCCAAGAGGUGCAGGCUACGGAGGAGGACGGAGUCGGUGAGACGGAGCAGACCUCCCUUCCCCUGGUUUGGUAUGGACAUCGGUGGCACCUUGGUCAAGUUGGUGUACUUUGAGCCAGUCGAUAUAACUGCAGAGGAAGAACAGGAGGAAGUGGAAAACCUCAAGUCCAUUCGCCGCUACCUCACCUCAAACGUGGCUUAUGGUAAAACAGGCGUCCGUGACGUCCACCUGGAGCUGAGGAACCUGACCAUGUGUGGCAGGACGGGGAACCUGCACUUCAUCCGCUUCCCAACACAGGCCAUGCCCCGUUUCAUCCAGAUGGGUCGCGACAAGAACUUCUCCAGCCUGCACACAACACUCUGCGCCACCGGAGGCGGAGCGUACAAGUUCGAGAAUGACUUCAGAACGAUGGCCGACCUGGAGCUGCUGAAGCUUGACGAGCUGGACUGCCUGAUCCACGGCCUGCUGUACGCCGACCGGGUGGGCUUCAAUGGACACCCAGAGUGCUACUACUUCCAGAACCCAUCAGACACCCAGAGCUGCGUGAAGAAGCCCUGCACCCUGGACAACCCCUUCCCCAUGCUGCUGGUCAACAUCGGCUCCGGGGUCUCCAUACUGGCCGUGUACUCUGAGAACAACUACAAACGGGUGACUGGGACCAGUCUGGGAGGUGGUACAUUCCUGGGCCUUUGCUGUCUGCUGACGGGCUGCGAGACGUUUGAGGAGGCGUUGGAAAUGGCCAGCAAGGGCGACUCUACCAACGUGGACAAACUAGUGAAAGAUAUCUACGGAGGAGACUACGAGCGCUUUGGCUUACAGGGCUCCGCUGUCGCAUCCAGUUUUGGUCACAUGAUGGGCAAAGAGAAGCGAGACAGCAUCAGUAAGGAAGACCUAGCCAGAGCCACACUGGUCACCAUCACUAAUAACAUAGGAUCUAUAGCACGGAUGUGUGCUGUCAACGAGAAAAUCGAGCGUGUGGUGUUUGUUGGAAACUUCCUUCGUAUCAACACACUGUCCACAAAACUGCUAGCCUAUGCCAUGGACUUCUGGUCUAAAGGACAAUUAAGAGCCCUCUUCCUGGAACACGAGGGUUAUUUUGGAGCUGUCGGGGCGCUGAUGGAGCUGCUCAAGACAACAGAGGACCCGUGAAGGAAAUUGUGUCGUGACAUCAUCGACCCUCGACAAGAUGAUGUCAUCCACCCCUGAACGCUGUGAUGUCAUCAACUCUCGAUGCUGUGACGUCAUCACCUUUUGAAGCUGCUGGAAGGUCCCCUUCACAGAGGCUGCUAAAGGAACACUAAGAGACGGACACAGAAACUGAGAAAAGCCAUUUUAAUAAUUUAACACUUGUAAAUAAUGAUAACCUCUAACAUUCAUCUCCUAAAUUUCCCAAACAGAGUCCCCCUAUCAUAGAGGUUUUAAUAUUGUAAUCUUUAAUUUAUGGUUUCCUAUAAUCACCUCUGUUGAUUCCUGUAAUCAGUCCUGUGUCAGGAAGCACAGAGACACAGAGUACUUUAGUGUUUUUUGUUAUUGUGUGUGUUUGUGUGAAUAGCUACUGUAGCAUUACGUCCUGGAUGCUGUGUUGCCCCCGGUGACUCUUUGUGCAACAGUUCUUUAAGAUAGGAUGUCAGCACAGAAAUGACGUUACUCUUGAAUGAGUAAUUGGGCAUUUUUACCACCAGGGACUCAAGAAAAUUCCUUUUCUUCAACCACAGAAACAAUAUUUGACAACCAAUGCCUCCUGCCUUCAUCUGUCAGAGUGUAGACGGACAGUUUUAGCUGAACCUUUCUGUAAUGUUAACUUCUGGUUGUUACUGAUGCUGUAAAACCAUCAAGACUACAGUUAGUGGUCACCCAGCUCCGUACUGCAGCUGGACAGCAGUUGUGGCAGUAGCUAAGCGUUGGGAGGCAUUUUGUUGUUGCCUGUCUGUUGCACAAAAAGUUGCCCACCAUGCUACAGUCUUCUAAGGAGUGCACUGAAGCCAAAUCCUGAUGAGAUUCGUAUGACACCUGCCUCCAUCAGCUCAGAUGGGAAGCAGAAAAACAGUCUUUAAUUCUUUCUAUUGCUCCACUGCACAUGGCCUUUGCUUUUUGUUUGUUUUUCUUCUCCGUCUGCCUACAUGUAAAAAAACAUUAACAACACCAUAUUGCCAUGCAUGCAUACCUAACCUGUUGAGUUUAGUGUUAGAUGACGGGACCAAGUCAUUGUCUUCCUACAGCUGUGUCUGCAUAGUUGAUUUCUGUUGACUAGCAUCACUGCAACUACAGUCAGGAUCCAGUCUGGCUCAGCGACCUGUGUUUGUGAUUUGUAAAAUACUAUGGGAUGGGUUUUUUGUUUGUUUUUGUUUUUUUUUUUGUUUUUUUAUCUAUGUAGGGAAUCUUCUUUUUCUCUUUCUCUUUUUCCUCUUCCCUGUCUCUCAGUGUCUCAAGGACACUUCAGCAGGGUGGAGGCCUGAUUCCUCAACCUGUAGCUCUGCCACCCUGCUGCCUUGUUUGGAUGUUGCAGUGUGAUUUAAUGAGGCGUUCAGGCUGAGCUAAUGCAAACUGAGAUGAAAUUUGCUCCAUGUGAAUCCUGGCAUAAAAAUAGUUGAUGUAGAUGUAGAAGAACGUUGUCACCUUUUGGGGAGACAAGGGGGACUAAGGUGCUUUUUGCCAAAAAUCGCCACUCAUGUAAAAUACACCAACCUGUAGUAUGGAACAUGCCCACAUCCAGAUUGACUAAGCUUGUGUUUGAAGGGCAAUUGGCAGAAGUGAUUUAAUUGCACUUAUGCAAACCAAGUUGUGACACAAGCAAGACUUUAAUAGCUCUAGAUAAGGAAAUGGCCUCAUUUAUCUCUCAGAUGCACAGUUUGCAUGCCUCUGUCUAAGAACAAUACUGUUCCGUUUGUCCUGAUUUGAGUCAAUACCCACACUAGCAUGUGCACCCUAGAAGAUAUUUAAGCGAUGUAAAAAAAAAAAAAAAAAAUGUAUUGUGUAUUUACUGAAUACUUUAAAAUGCUAGUGUGGAUCUUUCAAAUUUUAGUGAAGCCAUGGCCUGAGAUUCUAGGAUGGAAACCCCUCUUGCUUGCCUGAAUUUCCUGUAAUAAUGGAGUGGAGAGUGUCUUUCUGCCAGUUUUUCACGGAAUCUUACCUGAUCUGCAGUAAUUUGGGGGGAAGUUGGAAUUGUAAAUUACAUGCACACCUCAUCCUACAGGCAGGGUUCGCUUGUAAUUUAUUAUGCAUGGCAAUGACAGCUGUAAAGAGGCUUCAUCAUCAGUGAGCGUUCUAGUCACCGUCAGUGAAUUAUAGAAUUAUUAGAUCAUAGCUGUUUUGAGAAACAUGUACCACAAGUGUAUAGUUUCCUGUAAUGUCAUGAUAAUGCCCCCUCCUCCCAGCCUUGACCUUUACAGCCUUUCAUCUCUGUUUAAUGUCAAAGCAGCUGAACUAUAAAGCUGGACGGUGCAAUCUCCACUGUCCACUGCUUUGUAUAUUUAGUACCACUGUCUACAUGCCUUUACUCUCCAGCAGAGAAACUGUGCUCUUUCCCUUUUUGGAAUCACUCAUUGUGUAAUUCACCUCCAUCGCUCAGUUUUUGUACUCUAGACUAUUUGUUGUUAAAAUACCUCCAAACCAUCACUACCAACACUUUUGGGUCGGUUAGUAAUCUGUGUUUCUGAGCCUGAUAUACGAGUGUUAGUUCAGCACUGGGGAUUUUCUUGACAGGACCUUGGAAAUUGUAAAAUUUCACCUACAGUAUAAUAACAAGGGGAAAAACCUUAUCAGCUAGUUGAAUGUUACACAAGUAUUCUGAACGUCUUAUUGACAAACUCAAGUGAUUGCAGUUAUCUUCUCUUCACCGUCUAACGUACCAUUGGACUACCCUUUGAUCCUGACAAAUAACAUGUUUGCUGCUAUGCAGGUCUUAUUUUUUAUUUUUUUUGUUAAUUUGUAAAAAGACACAUAGGGCAGUUGGAUUAUAGGCCACAUAGUUUUUAGGAAGUUGUUAUUUUCAGAUGAUGUUUUUUAUCCACAGCAACUCACAAUACACUGACAUUUUAAAAGUUUUUCUAUGAAAUUGAAUAUGCACCAUUUGAAGCAAUUAUGUUUGCAAAUUAUAGAUGAACAGAACAGAAUCUAAACAGAUGAACAGUGAACAGUUCAUAACUCAUCAGGUAACAGAAUAAUCACAGUUUUACAGAGUGCAUCCUCUGUAGUCCAUGUAUACUAAAGUUAAACAACAGGUGUAACAGGCUUCAUUAACUACCUAUUGGCUUCAAUAAUCUAAAUGCAAACACUUAUUCAAGUGUUAAGAGUAAAACUGUGGUGAAAUACUAUUUGAGUAGUAGUGUUUUGCAACCAUUUCCUCUGAAAACAUUGAAUCAUCCAUGUGUUCGAUCCUGCUUGUCUUUCAGCUGUGACGACACUGCAAAUGUUCUUUUCUGGUGCUUUUUGUUCUUUUUUUGUUGUUUAUUUUCCUUGUUCCAAAUCAUGUUUGGAUGAUAAUAGUGGCCUCGACCUGUCAGGUGCCACUCAGCUUUAAAAUCAGGCUGGUGAUGGUUAUCUUGUGCCACCUCUUCUUUUAAUCUGAAAACCCAAAUCAGUUGCCUUCACUGUGUGUUAGCCUGGUUACACCGUGUUCGUGCCCUUCAGUUUCCUGUGUGAUUUGAUUUUAGUUUCUUACCUGCUGAACUUCACCUCAAAGUUUUUGUAACGUUGUGCAUGCAGAUGCAUCUUUAUGUUCAGGGUUUCUGUGUUUGUUUGUUUGGAUUUGUUUGGGGUUUUUUUGUUUUGUUUAGUUUUUUUUUUUGUUUUUUUUGCCAUUGUACUGUAACAGAUUCAGUGCAGUUAACACACAUUCACGGUUUGAAUGUCAGUGUUCGGCAUUCACAAUUCACCUGCUAGUCCCAAGUGUGUCUUGGUACAAAAACAUUAACUUCCAGCAAUGCAAUGGUUUUGGUAAUGAAAUUAGAUUUUUUUUUUUUUUGAAAGCUACAGCAUUCUUUAGGUAUCACAGAUCAUUAAUGAGUACUGGGAGUUUUCCAACCUUUCUUUUCAUUAUCAAUUUGGGGCAACAGUUAGGUUUGGGAAAAUUGUUUAGAAGGUAUGUCCUUUUAAUUAUUUUUAUCCUGCUUUUUUAGUGGCCAGUAGUAAGUAACAAUGUUAGUUCUCCCGCGUGAUUUGAAAAAUACUGUUGUACUGAAUUUCUUUUCAUGGUUUGAUUGUUUUUGGUUGGCACAAAAGAACCAGUGUGAUUGUUCCUAGAAAUGUACAUCCCAGCUAUCAUGCGCUAUCAGGCUGAAGAACCCUUUUCAAACAUGUUGUGAUUUGCAGCAUUUAUAAAAGUGAUCUCAAUGCUAGUUGUACCUUUUAAACACAUAUCAUCACUGUCCUGCAGAAGCUUUUAUCUCAAAACAGGUGAACACCCAAGUAGAAGGACCAUUUUACAAUCUGCUGUUCAUCGUGUGGCUCCUGGUGUCAGUGCUAUAUUUUCUUGGAAAUAGAUAAAUGAAGACAUACAUGGGGACAUUUUUUAAGAUCAUGCACUGGUCUCUGCAUAAUAUAGAUGACAUGUGUUUAAAAGUUGUUAAUUUUAAAUUGUACCUGUAUGUUUUCAGUGACAGUAUAAUUGUUAUGAAAGUUAUGACAUAAUUUUCAUACUCAACUAAUCUGAAACUGUUCCAAGCCAGAGUUACAGACAUUCAUGUGAAUAUCAUGAGUUCAAAUACUUGUAGUAUUUUUGGACAUAACUAUUGUAUUAAUGUACUGCUGCAGCUUUGGUGUUUUUGACUCCAAAAACCAAAUUAAUACCACUUGCUGGAAUUUAAAUUCUUCACAUAAACUGUGUUUGUUUCCAGCACAACACUCCAACACUCGUGAAAUGCAUCAUUCAAAGCAGUAUCACAUCUUACACUGUAGUUGACCAUUUUGUGAAGUUUUGUCCUUUUUAAAAGUGGCUCACACAUUUUCUGUAACUACAACACAGAUACAGAAUUCAGUCAUUUAAGUAAAUGAUCCUUUUAUGGAUUGAUUUUUCUGUUAUCAACAAUGUGGGUGUUUGUCUGCUUUGAUAACCGUCUGAGUUGUUAUUUUAGAGUUUGGAGUUCUCACUAACACUUUGUUUUGGGGUUAAUUUCCCACCGGGACCAUCUGUACUCAGAUUGUAUUUCUCGCUACUGGAUGGAGCUUUUGCUUAAAACGCCCACUGAACGGCAAAUGUUAUGUCAUCCAUAGUGAAAUCUAACCAACAGGCUAUGCAGUAACUCAUCCAUGAAUCUCUUUGUCCCUUUCAGUACACUCACCUCUUCUCUAAAGCUACCAGUUGGUUUGACUUGUUUGUAAAUGGUUUAAAAAAUAUAUGCAACCCUGUUAGUUUUCCCCUCUUAGAAAUCCUGUUUGAAUCUUGACGGAGAGAGUUUCUCCUCCUGAAGUUUGUCCUGCUGAUUUAGUUGUUAACACUAUUUAAGGUGGAUGCUCACGACAGGAUGUUUUAGGCCAAAUUAUGCACCAAAAUGAGCGUCGCAAGCAUGUUUCUGCAGUGUGAUCUGUGUGAUCCAAUCUUGCUAAAUAUGUAUGCAUUGUGACACUGUGAGAGCAUUGACACAUACAGUAAGAAGCUUUUUUAACAUACCUACAGUUAUUUUUGAAUGGUUCUAUCAUGGCAGACCCUCGUCUCAUCCAAACUGUGCACCUUGUUGGAUGAAUGACCAAGGCUGAAAAGUACUUUAAAUAGGCUGACGAUCUGUGAUAAUGUUCAGUUUUAUCUUUAACAGUGUUAGUUAAGAGAUAGACAUUAAACUGAUUGCACACCUCAUUGCUGUCAAACCUCAUGUUGCAUACUAGUCACAGUGAUAUAAUGUUCCUUGUGACCUUUUUCUUGUUAAAUGUUUUUCACCCUGCUUUGCUUAAUUUCUAUGGAUUUCCUCAGAGGUUCUUAAUCUGUUCAAACAUCCUGUUGCGUGAACACAUCCAGCCUUUAAACUGUCUUCUGAAAUGCUUGGCUGGCAGGACAGACCUUUUCACCCUUGUGUAUUUGAUUGUACAGAGAUUUGUAAAUAAUAUUAAUAUGAUAUAUUCUACACCAGCAAUCUGUCUGUUGAUAAAGUUGUUUCAACUGUUCAGGGUCAGGUUUCCCAAACACGACUCGGCACUUAAUUUACAAUCCUGACGCAGACAGAAGAAGCAUCAAGACAAACCACUUUCCUCUGCAGCUUUAUCACCUUUACCAACAACUUUACCAGAGCUGUGAUAAAUAGUAUUAGCAAAUACUUUUAGGAGUCUCUUUUAAGCCUACUUGUGGUAUAUGAUUGAUGGGAUUUUCCUCAUUAGGACUAGAUACAUUUCUAGAUGUUUUUCUGUGAUUGUCUAAAAUGUCUGGCAUUCAUUGCAUGUAUUGAAUCCACCAACUGGAUAAUGUUUUACAUUUAUUGUCACUCUAAUAUAAUUUUAUCAAUUCCAUCCAGGUCCAUUUUACUUUGAUUAAAAAUAACCAUGCUAAAUAGGUCAAACUUACUCUGAAUAGUGAUUGAGAUCUGAAGGGGAAAUGUGGUAUGUUGAAUUAGACCUUUCCUCUACACUUCUAAGUGUUUAACUAACAUCAAGUCCAAGUGUCUGUUUUCUGUCUGCUGGAUUUCAGUGCCGGUUGUUCACAUCUGCUCCUCUGUUAUCUGGAUCUCGGUGUGAAAGUUUUGGGAAACCCAGUGCUGGUUGUUGGCGUCAGUUCUGCUGCUGCUUUUAACUCUGGUUUGAAAACAGAAAGGGUUAAAAAGAAAAAAAUGACAAUUACAAAAAUGGCCCCCUGCCUUGUGCAAUGCUAUGUACUGAAGUGAAGAGAUUUUUUUCUUCUAAAAAUGAAUUAAACUAAAACUGGAUGA
Messenger RNA from Siniperca chuatsi (mandarin fish), 8789 nucleotides. RefSeq names its product pantothenate kinase 1a (gene pank1a). The transcript has 8 exons. Bases 715 to 2088 code for a protein of 457 amino acids. NCBI's taxonomy places the organism in Eukaryota, Metazoa, Chordata, Actinopteri, Centrarchiformes, Sinipercidae. Gene Ontology annotation, cellular component: cytosol; nucleus. The record is from RefSeq and is a predicted model, not a curated record. Gene Ontology annotation, molecular function: ATP binding; pantothenate kinase activity. Gene Ontology annotation, biological process: coenzyme A biosynthetic process.